Messenger RNA from Ectocarpus siliculosus, 766 nucleotides. The record is from the annotation of a GenBank genome assembly. NCBI's taxonomy places the organism in Eukaryota, Phaeophyceae, Ectocarpales, Ectocarpaceae.
GCCGCCGGGGUUGACGCACACCACCUAACACAAGGAGACAAGGAGACAAGAGAAUCGGGAUAAACAUGUUGAACCCCAUGCUACCCGAUGAGGUGGCUGUGAAGCAGGUCCCGAAGCAGCGCUUCUCUGGCGUGAAGGAGCUGUUUGUCUUUCGACACUUCCAAGGCAUUGUUCUGGCGCGUAGGUUGCACUUCGUCGGUCAGGUGUGGAACGUGGUGUGGUCGACGCUGGUGCUUUUCGGGAUCUUGAGGGAGGGAACCGCGCUCGGCAUCAUAGUCGCGAUCAUCGUUUACCCCAUCUUCGUCUUCUACAUGGCCUGCUUCCUCCGGCUCAUGUCCGAGCUGGCCGUGUCCGUGCUGCUCUUGCCGAGUCUCCUUGCUAAGAGCCAAGGAAACGGGGGGAGAGGGGCGGUGGCAGAGCCCGUCGGCGUAGGCGAUGCUGACUUGGCGGCGUACGGUGUUUCUGGUGUUGACGACGCUGGCACGAUAGUAUGACACCGGGAAAGACAUGAAGGAAGGUCCCGUAACCGUGUCGGGAGUUUGUAUGAAUAGGGGCCCCGUGGCAUCAUCCUUUUUCUCGGCGAUGUUUGUUGCGUCCAGGCGACGCCAUGCUCGCCUGCUACAAGCAGUGGUGGUGACACGAUGCAACUUUGUGCCUCCGCAGCAGUAGGGAGCGAAAUUCGUUCGGUGGGUGGGGCUGCCUCUGGUGAAGUGUCGGCUUUAGAGUACCCAAUCUGUGUGUACUUCGCAAGUCUAUUGGUCGAAGC